AUGGGAAUUAAGGGCCUUUCCAAGCUCAUUACGGCCUACGCUCCGAAAGCUAUGAAGGAAGUAGAGUCGAAGAGGUAUAUCGGGCGUAUGAUUGCGAUUGAUGCCAGUGUGAUGAUCUAUCAGUCCCUCGUGGCAAUUCGCAUGAAUAAUCAGUUUGCAUCGGUUAUGCUUACAAACGCGGAGGGCGAAGUAACGAGCCAUAUUCAGGGAAUUCUGUCAAAAACCAUCAAGUUGAUGGAGGAUGGAAUCAAGCCCGUGUUUGUUUUCGAGGGCAAGCCUCCAGAAAUGAAACAGAACGAACUCGAGCGCCGUAAGCAGCUGCGCGAGAAGGCGGAAGAAGAGUUGAAAGACGCCAAAGAAGCGGAAAACCAGGAAGAAAUCGAGAAACUGAGCAAGCGAACGGUGCAUAUGGAAGGUGGUCAUAUCAACGACUGCAAGGAAUUGCUUCGUUUGAUGGGAGUUCCCGUGAUCGAUGCGGCGAGCGAAGCCGAAUCGCAAUGCGCGGAGCUUGCGAAGAAAAAGAAAGUGUGGGCGAUGGCGAGCGAGGAUAUGGACAGUCUGACGUUUGGAACGCCGGUGCUGAUUCGCCAUCUCACGAAGAGCCAGGGCGCCAAAAAAGACGCGCAGAGCAUUCUGGAAGUGGAUUUGGCGGAGGUUUUGGAGGCAAUGAAGCUCUCGAUGGACGAAUUUAUCGACUUGUGCAUUCUGUGCGGAUGCGAUUAUUGCGAUGGAAUUCGCGGAAUUGGCCAGGUGAAGGCGUAUCAGUUCAUCCAAAAGUACCGGACUAUUGAGAAAGUGAUCGAGAACCUUACGGACAAAUACCAGGUUCCCGAGAACUGGCCGUACCAGAAAGCACGUGAGUUGUUUAAAAACCCGUUGGUAACGCCCGCGGAGGAGAUCGAGGUGAAGUUUGGGGAGGUGGAUCGGAAGGGAUUGGUGGAGUUUCUGGUGGAUGCGAAGGGAUUCAAUGCGGAACGAGUGGAUAAUUACAUUGAUCGGUUGAUCAAGGCGAGGAGCAAGUGCCAGCAGAAGCGAAUGGAUUCGUUCUUCACGGUGAAAUCGCAGAAACGAACGGCGAAUGGAAAAGAAGCGGCGAAGAAACAGAAAAAGUGA
Molecule: messenger RNA, 1113 nt
Organism: Blastocystis hominis
Lineage: Eukaryota; Bigyra; Opalinata; Blastocystidae
Exons: 6
Coding region: 1-1113 (370 amino acids)
Molecular function (GO): 5'-3' exonuclease activity; DNA binding; 5'-flap endonuclease activity
Source: RefSeq, a predicted model, not a curated record